Colossoma macropomum (tambaqui) is the source of this 1695-nucleotide messenger RNA. Its product is annotated as ependymin-like. Gene Ontology annotation, biological process: cell-matrix adhesion. Bases 57 to 848 code for a protein of 263 amino acids. Gene Ontology annotation, molecular function: calcium ion binding. Gene Ontology annotation, cellular component: lysosome; extracellular region. NCBI's taxonomy places the organism in Eukaryota, Metazoa, Chordata, Actinopteri, Characiformes, Serrasalmidae. The record is from RefSeq and is a predicted model, not a curated record. The transcript is spliced from 6 exons.
UUACUCUAUAUUAAAAUGGCUUUCUGAUAAGAAAUGACUCUAACAUUGAAACGGAAAUGACUGUUAAAAUGAAACAUAAGCAGGAAGGUUGUGCAGGGCUGCUGUAUGAGCAGGUGGACGAGCUCACCUGUGUUCUCACAUAUAAGACAGAGAGAAGGACAAGCACUCUCAGUUUCUCCAAAAACAUGAAGCUCCUCAUCCUGCUGUCCAUCUGCUCCUGCCUGGCGUUGAACGCCUGUGCUCAGCCGACUCCCUGCGUGUCUCCACCUUUUAUGACGGGGAAUGCCUAUAUGCACACUGAGAUCGGUGCCAUCACGACUUCAGGUACUUUUGAUUAUGAUGCACUGGGUCAGCAAAUUCGCAUCAGGAGCUCUGGGAGUAGCCCCAGCGGCGCAUUUUCUGUGGAUCUGCUGAUGCAGUUCCAGCAGAAAGUGGCUUACGAGAUUGACUAUUCGGAACGCACCUGUAAGAAGGUGGCACUAGACGCUCCCUUCAAUCCCAUCCAGAUUCCACCCGGUUCUUUCCCUGUGGCUCAGACAGUUCUCGGGACCAGCUCAGUGGCUGGAAUGGGGCUGCUGGCCAACACAUGGUAUGGAGAGAUCCCGGAGAUACAGGCCAUGUACACACUGGUCUUCUCAGACAAUGCCUGUGUGCCACUCAGUGGGACGUACUACUCUCCAGAGACAGGAACAAUUAUUAUAAGCUUCUAUAACAUCUUGCUUGGUGUCCGGGACCCCAUGGACUUCAUCCCUCCCUAUUUCUGUCAAACAGAGGAUCUGAAGAAAGUGGAAGACUUACCCAAGACCAACUGUUUCAGGCUCAUUUCCUCUGUCAAUAAACAGUUUUAAGGGGCCGUAUCAGGGAAAACUAAAUUUGCCUUACUUUUUUGGAAAUAAAUUAGUUUGAUGUUCUAUGUAAGCACUGGGCCUCAAUUACCAACUGUUCUUAAUAAGAAAUUUCUUCUUAAAACCCACUUUUUACAAAGAUUCUGACAUUCACCAAUGUUUCCUUAUUUGGAAUCUUAAGUCAAAAGACAACCUACACCUCUCAAGGGCACAAAAUUAACAAUAAUUCUGUUUAAAAACGUCACAAAUCUGACAUAGACUUUCGUAGGACCUUUCUCAAGAACAAAUUUAAGAAAAAAACUUGGUGAAUGAGGCCUGUUGUUAGUUUCAAAAUGUACCGUUCACUCCCCAGUUCAUACAGUCCAUAUAUGGAAAUUAAAUUGCAAUAACAGCCCAUUUUGAAUUCAUUAACUUUGUCACAAAACCCAAUGCCCUUACAUACACCCAGCUGUUUAGCUCACAGAAGUUUAGCCCUGCCCACUCACACUGAAGUUACAAAGUGCAUUUCAGCAUGAACCAUUUCCAUCAUCACCACCAUCAUAGGGUUGCAGAAGCAUUUAGGGGAGAAUCCCAGACGACCCUGUCUCUCCUAACUUCCUCCGGCUCAUUCCGAGGGACCAUGAGCCGCACCCGGGCCAACUUGGAGAAAUAACCCCUCCAGCAGGUCCUAGGACGACCUCAGGGCCUCGUCCCAGCAGGUCGUGGCAGCUAAACCUCCACCGGGAGGCGCCCAGGGGCCAAACCAGGACUUAUUUAAAGAGUAAUGUUCUAUUAGAGUUAAGGAUUAAUAUAACUACAAGCAAAGCAGUUAUUCCCCUUUGACAACAAAAAAUAAAGCAAUCAACUAAAA